Messenger RNA from Micromonas pusilla CCMP1545, 1164 nucleotides. RefSeq lists its product as uncharacterized. Gene Ontology annotation, cellular component: membrane. The record is from RefSeq and is a predicted model, not a curated record. NCBI's taxonomy places the organism in Eukaryota, Viridiplantae, Chlorophyta, Mamiellophyceae, Mamiellales, Mamiellaceae. The coding region runs from base 4 to 1164 and encodes 386 amino acids. Gene Ontology annotation, molecular function: abscisic acid binding. Gene Ontology annotation, biological process: response to abscisic acid. The transcript has a single exon.
CUCAUGGGUCUGUUCACGAUGGCGCAGGCGGUGAGUCGCAUGGGCGUCAUCGGCGUCACGAUGCUCGCCGCGCUGUCCGGGUUCGGCGCGGUGCACUUCCCGUACACGUGUUUGUCGUUCUUCGCGAGGAACGUCGGCGAGGGCGAGCUGCGGGCGAUGCAGCGAAGGCUGCUGCAGGCGACGGAGACGGUGGUGAGCAGGAAGAAGAAGAGGGCGCUCUUACUCGUCGAGCUCGAAGACGUCAGACGCGGCGGCCGGGAAGUAGGCGUCGAUAACGGUGGUGAUAACCCUAAACCCGGGAUGUUCCGACGGUUCACGAACAUCGGCGCGUCGUUCGGGGCUUCCGGCCGCGCGAAGACGAUCGAGCUGCAGCUAGACGCGCUCGACGCGGAGAUCACCGCGCUCGACCACGUCACGCGAUCGCUCUUCACGGAGACGCACGAAGUUCGAAACGCGCGCGAACGCGCCGCGGAGAGCCGCACGUCCUGGGGCGCGCUCAAAAACAUCAUGGGCUGGAUCACGUCGUUCGCGUGUCUGUGGCGCGUCCUCGUCGGGACCGCGCACUUGCUGUUCAAGUCUGGGGGCGCCGCGAGGACGGAUCCGAUCACGACGGCGUUGUCCUACGCCAUCGUGCACCGCGCGGGAAAGGGCGACGCGUGGGACGUGCGGACGCUGUCGCAGUACCUGUCGCUCGCGCUCAUAGGGUUCCUCGUGGCGUGCUCGAUGCGGAACUUCGUCUGGGGGAUGGAUCGGUUGUUUUUCGCCGUCGGCGGCGGCGGCGGGACGUCCGCGAUGCUCGUGCUGUUCGUGACGGAGAUCCAGGGGUUAUAUUUUUUAUCCUCCGUGUUGCUCAUUCGGGACAACCUUCCCGAGCGGUACCGCGCGUUGAUCACGGAAGCGCUCGGCGCGGACGUCAAGUUCGUCUUCUACCAGAGCUUCUACGAGCUCAUAUUCCUCGCCGCGGCGGCGCUGUCGAUCAUCAUCCUGUACGCGCACCGGUUACACACGAUGAGCGUGAGCAGCUCGACGGCGGGUGCGGGGCUCGGCGGCGGCGGCGGCGGCGACCUUUCGAACGCGAAGCGUCCGGGGCGCGGGUCGGCGGUGCCGCUCGCGGGGGUGCUGUGCGGCGUCGGCGUCGAAGACGAGAAGCUCGCGGCGGAUUAG